CCGGGGCGUCGGCUGGUCCCAGGAGCUCAGUGCGAAAGCCGCUGCCGCCCGGACACUAUGUAGGAGCGGGCAGCGCCUGGCCGCACCCCCACCUCUCUGUCCGCGAGCGCCCCUGCGCCCCCUUGCCCAGGACACGCCGCCUCCGCGGCUCCACCGGCUGCUACCAUGAAGAAGCAAUUCAACCGAAUGAAGCAGCUGGCCAACCAGACCGUGGGCAGAGCUGAAAAAACAGAAGUCCUUAAUGAAGAUCUCCUACAGAUUGAGAGACGGCUCGACACAGUGCGGUCAGUGUGCCAUCAUUCUCACAAGCGCCUCUUAGCAUGUUUCCAAGGCCAGUUUGGCACAGAUGUGGAUAAACGACAUAAAAAACUCCCUUUGACUGCCCUUGCUCAGAAUAUGCAGGAAGCAUCUACCCAGCUUGAAGAGUCUCUUUUGGGGAAAAUGCUGGAAUCUUGUGGAGAGGCACAGAAUCUCUUGGCUCAAGAACUUUCUCAACAUGAAGUUUUUGUUGAAAAAGAGAUCAUGGAACCACUGACUAAUAUCGCAGAGGUGGAUAUCCCAAACAUUCAGAAACAAAGGAAACAACUUUCUAAAUUGGUAUUAGACUGGGAUUCUGUCAGAGCUAGGUGGAACCAGGCACACAAGUCUUCAGGAACUAACUUUCAGGGGCUUCCAUCAAAGAUAGACUCUUUAAAAGAAGAGAUGGAUGAGGCUGGGAAUAAAGUGGAACAAUGCAAGGAUCAACUUGCUGCAGACAUGUAUAACUUUGUGGCUAAAGAAGGGGAGUAUGCCAGAUACUUUGUUACGUUAUUAGAAGCCCAAGCAGAUUACCAUAGAAAAGCCUUAGCUGUCUUAGAAAAGGCCCUCCCUGAAAUCCAGGCCCAUCAAGAUAAAUGGGCAGAAAAGCCUGCCUUCGGAACGCCGUUAGAAGAGCACUUGAAACGGAGUGGGCGGGAUAUUGCAUUGCCCAUUGAAGCCUGUGUGAUGCUACUCUUAGAAACUGGCAUGAAGGAGGAGGGUCUUUUCAGAAUUGGGGCUGGAGCAUCCAAGUUAAAGAAGCUAAAAGCUGCUUUAGACUGCUCUACAUCUCAGCUGGAUGAGUUUUAUUCAGACCCACAUGCUGUCGCAGGUGCCUUGAAGUCCUAUUUACGGGAAUUGCCUGAACCUUUAAUGACUUUUCAUCUUUAUGAAGAAUGGACAAAAGUGGCUAGUGUACAGGAUCCAGACAAAAAACUUCAAGAUUUGUGGAGCAUAUGCCAGAAAUUGCCAAAGCCAAAUUUUGCCAAUUUCAGGUAUCUAAUCAAGUUUCUAGCAAAGCUUGCACAGACCAGUGAUGUUAACAAGAUGACACCUAGCAACAUUGCAAUAGUGCUGGGCCCUAACUUGCUCUGGGCCAAAACGGAAGGGUCUCUUGCAGACAUGGCAGCAGCAACAUCUGUUCAUGUGGUUGCAGUAAUCGAGCCAAUAAUUCAGCAUGCUGACUGGUUCUUUCCUGAAGAGGUGGAUUUUAAUGUGUCGGGAGCAUUUGUAGGACCAGCCUCGAACUCAAAUCACUUACCCCACACUGGGAAUGACUAUGAUACAGGCACUCUGGAAAGGAAGAGGCCGGCCAGCAUGGCAGUAAUGGAAGGAGACUUGCUCAAGAAGGAGGGCUUUGGUGUGAAACUUAUGGACUUCCAGGCCAGUCGGCGAAGUGGCACACUCAGUAGAAAGCACACAUCCCCCGCUUUCCACCCGCCACUCCCGCCCACGGAGGGCAUCACCUUGGCUCCCCCAGGCUCAGAGCCGCCCUCCCACAGCUGUGGGGCUGAAAACAGUGGAGGUGGUGUGGCUUUUCCCCCCUCUGCUGGCUUACCUGAGCCAGUGUCCACUCAAGGGAAUGAUGACGGCAGCCCUCCUAAACCCAAGGAGUCAGUGACUACAACGACUGCGGCACCUGUGAGAAAUGGGAGUCACGUAACGACAGGGCAGAACCAAGCCCAGCCAGCUAGUGGCUCUAAUCAACUAUCAGUUGGUCCAACUCAAAAUUCAGCCGGCCCCAGCCCUCAUUGCCUGCGCCGAGCUGUUAAGAAACCUGCUCCAGCCCCUCCCAAACCAGGAAAUCCACCCCCUGGGCAGCCUGGGAGUCAGGGUUCUUCAGGAGCAUCCCAGCAGCCUCCUUCCAUCUCACCAAAGCCAACCGCUCGAAGUCCUUCUCCUCCAAAUCACACAAACCAAGCACCAGGCCAGACCUCCGCUGCCCCCCAGCUCUCCGCACCCAGGAGGUACUCCAGUAGCCUCUCUCCAAUACAGGCUCCAAACCACCCACCUCCACAGCCCCCAACUCAGGCUACGCCUCCACCUCAGACCAAGCUAAACAGUCCGGUGCCACCCCAGCCAGCGGCACCGGUCAGUGAGCACGGACUGGAGCAGCCAGCUCACAGCCCGCCCCCGACGCCAACCCCUCCUGGGACACCGCCUUUGGGAAAACAGGGUCCUGCUCUCCAGACAUCUCAACCCCAAGCAGCAAGUAACCCAGAGAUUUCUCAAGCCCAGCAUUCACCUCCACACACUGGUACCUUACCGAGACCAAGACCAGUACCAAAGCCAAGGAACCGCCCUAGUAUCCCCCCUCCUCCCCACCCUCCUGGAGCUCAUUCAGCGGGAGAUGGUGGCCUUGUCAUCCCAACCCAGACGUCUUCCAAAAUAGUCACUGACUCCAAUUCUAAUGUUCCAGAACAGCUUCGCAACCUCUUUCCUGAAAUCCACAUGGAGCCAGUGAGCAAGGACCUGGCCAGCCGCCUAUUGUUGGACAUUGAGAAUGAUUCAGAGAGCACUGCUUUGUGAAGAAAACCCCUUGAGUGCUUUGACCCCUUUCCUUCCCUUUGAGUGGAGCAAGGAAAAAUGAACGCCCUCUCCAUCCAGACCAAACAGUGAAAAGCUUUUGGUGGAGAUAACGGCCCUGCUAUGCAGGGUUUUUCCUGCUGCGUAGCAAGAAGAGACAAUGGGGCUUUCACUCAAAGCUAAAAUGAUCUGGGUCUUGCAGAAGUUGUAUUUUCUUUAGUGGGAAGGGAAAAAAAAACACCAACAAAAAACAGGGCCAAAAGAAUCUAGCUGCGGAAACUUACAUAGGAAGCUUUACUUGCUGCUGUCAAUACAGCCGUUCCAAAUGAGUAAGAAACAAUGCAUUAACUAUUUAAUAAAACACACUAAUUAUGCAAGCCUCCUACUUCCUGCCCCUUGGGCUUCUGUUCCUGAACAUUAGACCUCAUGGUAGAGGAGCUGUCUGAUAAGAAAUGUUACUCUACCUGACUCACUGCAGAACGAUUUUGUGCCCCCUGGCGGUGACUGCUGGAUCUGUCACCAUGUUAAACUGGAUGUAUCUAGUGCCUUUUGGGACCGUUGGACUGUAGAAAGACAUGUACUGUUCCCUUUUUUUUUUUAACCAUUUCAUUGCUACUUGAUAAGGACUGAACAUUAUUCUAGCCUCGUGGUUAAUUUGAAUUAACUGUACCCUUUGGUUUAUAUGAAACUCAUAUCUCAAGGCAGAAUGUUGGGUGUGUUUGCUUUUGUUGAGUAUCAUUUACACAUCAUGGGAUUUGGCAUCUUAGAGAAUCUUGAGUUCUUCUGGUUCUAAGUCACAGAAUUCAAAACUUCUGUAAUAAGAAUAAUAACAACUUACAUUUACAUAGCACUUGAAGGUUUGUAAAGCCCUGUAAGUACCUUCUCAUAACUACCCUGAGAGGUAGGUGCUAUCCCCAUUUUACAGAUGAGAAAGCCAAGACCAGUAGAUGGUAAAUGACUUGGCCCAGGUCAUACAGCUAGUAAGUGGCUGAGGCAGGAUUUGAAUCCAGCUCUUUCUGACUCUUUAAGUCUAGCAUGCUUUGUCCCUAACCAUGCUGUUUCUUUCUUUAUUACAAUUUAUAAGUUCCUAAAAUUCAUGUCCCUUUUCUAUUCCCCCUGUCCAAAAUAAUAAUAAUAAUGUCAUUCAUUUCUGUGACAUUACAGUUCACAUACAUAAUUUGCUCUUCAGCCCUCUGAGGUAGGUAUUUGCAAGUAUUAUCUCCGUUUUAUACUGAGGCCCAAAGAAGCAACCUGACUUGCCCAGUCCCACUGCUAGUAAGUGGCAGAGCUAGGAUUUAAACCCAGAUCUUUGACCAAAGUACGAAGUUCCUGUGACUUACACUCAUUUCUGGAGAAUGUAUUGGUGAAUAUUCCCAUUGACUAUAGAAUAAACAAAGGUUACUCUGCCUGCUGCUAAUGAA
Phascolarctos cinereus (koala) is the source of this 4244-nucleotide messenger RNA. It is a transcript of the gene ARHGAP17, whose product is annotated as Rho GTPase activating protein 17. Gene Ontology annotation, molecular function: protein binding; GTPase activator activity. Gene Ontology annotation, cellular component: intracellular anatomical structure; cytosol; cytoplasm. The record is from RefSeq and is a predicted model, not a curated record. Gene Ontology annotation, biological process: regulation of Rac protein signal transduction; positive regulation of GTPase activity; signal transduction. NCBI's taxonomy places the organism in Eukaryota, Metazoa, Chordata, Mammalia, Diprotodontia, Phascolarctidae.